Molecule: messenger RNA, 1413 nt
Organism: Saxophila tyrrhenica
Lineage: Eukaryota; Fungi; Ascomycota; Dothideomycetes; Mycosphaerellales; Extremaceae
Exons: 2
Coding region: 1-1413 (470 amino acids)
Source: RefSeq, a predicted model, not a curated record
AUGCUGGACCCUACGACGGGCAUCGAAGUCUACGUACGCCCGUGGCGCGCUCUUGAUCCCUACCCCGAGUACGAGCAUCCAACUCAUCUGCCACCACUGGCGGAGGGCGAAAACAAGAAUGCGCGCUAUCUGGAGGCCGUGACCGAUGAGAGGUUCGAGAUUCAAGUCACGAUCCCAGCAAGUGCUCCGCUGCAUGAAGAGAAGUGCUUCGGGAUCCUUGUCUUCUUUGAGGGGAUGAGGAGAACCAUCGAGCAUUGCUUGCCUGGCCGCGAAAAACACCCAAACCAGCCUUACACUUGUACAGCCGACAAGCUUGCCAUGUUCGACGGAACAAGCCUCACCUUCAAUGCCAUGGUCUUCGGAGCGCUUACGGCUGCGACUAAUCGGCGACUUUCGGCCGACGAAGAAGAAGAUGAGCUGAACAAUCGUGGCAGGAUUGAGGUCAUGAUCUAUCGAGGGACCUUGUAUCUUGGCAAGCCAUUUGAAGAAGACGAAGACCUGUUUCCAACGGUUACUUCGCCGAAGGUGCUGAAGGAAAGAUCGCACUCGCUCAAGCUUAUUGAACUGCGCACAGAUCGCCGAUGGCCGUUGGCAACGCAUUUUACACCGGACGAUGGCGAAAAUAGCAAAGUGGCAGGCUUCAAGUUCUUCUACGGAUCCUAUAAUAGGCGAAGGAUGUUCGACGACAGGUCAGUCUUUAACGGGCGAGUAGAAACACUGGGGAAGGACGGCAUCAUGCGUGAGUCAAACUCGCCGCCCCAAACACGAUUGGCAUACUGCGAUCCUUCGCCCAGCGUUGCCUUCUCGGCUUCUACGACUUCUCGCAACUCUCUCGACCGUGGGAAAGUAGAUGGUCAGAUUCGAGGCUUGCCUGAACCUGCUAUGCCACCAGGUCAUAUGUCUUCUCUAGCGACAAAAGCAGACGGCCUUUCAGUUUCGGCGAGGUUCGACAAAAUUAGGCCAGCCUCCUCACCCGUUCCAGAAUGCCUUGUGUCGGAAGAUGCUGCUGCUUUGAGACAUUCCGCACCGUCACAGGCGACGAUUCCGAGAUCGAACAACCCUGACAACCUAUCAGAAAGCACGUCGAGCGGUGCUCAGCCCGGAUCUUCGCCACAGCUUCCUUUCAAGCAUGCUGAAGCCGAGCCGGCAGAAGCAAAGCCUGCCGAAAUGAGGACAGAGCAGCCUGAAAUCACCGCCGAGCCAGCACGCAAGAAGAUCAAGGUCGAGGUCGUCGAUCUUACCGCCGAUGACACUGACCCUCCUUCGACACAGCCCGUGAAGUCGGAAGUACCAUCGUCAGAUCGAGCGGCACGGCUGGCUGUGCUGGAGAAGGAGAAAAAGAGGCUGUUGCUCAGGCAGGAGGAGAAACAGAUCAUGCGGCGGUUGAUGGAUCUUGAGGAUGGUACAGCAUAG